Peromyscus californicus insignis is the source of this 3547-nucleotide messenger RNA. It is a transcript of the gene Tmco4, whose product is annotated as transmembrane and coiled-coil domains 4. The record is from RefSeq and is a predicted model, not a curated record. The coding region runs from base 508 to 1932 and encodes 474 amino acids. The transcript is spliced from 14 exons. Lineage: Eukaryota; Metazoa; Chordata; Mammalia; Rodentia; Cricetidae.
GUUGCAAACUUCACAGAGCAGUGUAUGCAGGAGAGAGGCUGCUUCUAGGACAGGCUUUUUCAAUGUGUGGAGGCACAAUUUGGAAACUUCCCUCUUAAGUGUCUGCGCGUAACCCUCUCCUACCAGCCGAGCCCCUGGCGAGCACUUUCUGCAGAGUCCUUCUGCGCCCCGCGUUCUCGCUUCCUGGGGCGCAGAUCUGCGGGUCCCUCCCCGAGGCCAGCACCCGGGGUGGUGGCUUUGGUGGCUUAGGUGGCGGUGCGCCCGGCCCAGCCCGGAAGGUCGGAGCUCUGGGGCUGCGCAGGCGGGACCGGCCGAGGCCGGUGUGGGGCGGCUGGGCCUGGGCGAGGACGGGCGGGGAUCGCCGGGGCGGGAGCAGCCGGGCCGCCGGAAUCCAAGUCGUCGUCCCAUGGGCCGCUGCCACCUCCAGUUCUUGGAGCCAUAGUGUGUGCUAGAUAAACACUCUGUCACUGGGCUACAUUCCAGCCAGAACUUGGAAUCUGAAGUCACAUGCACCUAGGGUUCGUGGUGGGACUGCCGCAUGCCAGUGAUGUGACCCCCACUUUUGAGCAAUUUGCAUAUUUCCUUGAAGAACCCUCUGAAGCCGAACAGCCUGUCCUGGGACUGAGAGAAAGGGACGCCCACGUUGGUUCUCCAGACCUGGGGCUGGGAAUGGCCACAUGGAACAGGCCACCCCUGAGGCAGCCUCUGGCCACAGAGCCAGCUGCAGGAGGGGAGUCUCAGCAGCCCCUGGGCCGAGAGCUGACAGAGGCCAACCGCUUUGCCUAUGCCGCCCUCUGUGGCAUCUCUUUGUCACAGCUGUUUCCAGAACCUGAGCAAAGUUCCUUCUGCACAGAAUUUGUGACGGGCCUGGUAAAAUGGCUGCAUUUGUCCGAAGCUGUCCUCCCAACCAUGACUGCCUUUGCCAGCGGCCUGGGAGGUGAAGAAGCCGACAUCUUUGCUCAGACUUUACUGAAGGACCCCAUCCUGAAAGGAGACCCAUCAGCAGUCACUCAGGACCUCCUCAGCUUCUCACUCAAGGAUGGACACUAUGAUGCCCGGGCCAGAGUCCUCGUUUGUCACGUGACUUCCCUGCUCCAGGUGCCCGUGGAGGAGCUUGAUAUACUCGAAGAGGCAUUCCUAGAGAGCCUAAAGGACACCAAAGAGGAGGAGUCUGAGACCGCAGAGGCAUCCCGGAAGAAGAAAGAAAAACGGAGGAAGUGGAAACGCUAUCUCCUGAUAGGCCUGGCCACAGUCGGAGGCGGGACAGUGAUUGGUGUGACUGGGGGGCUAGCCGCCCCCCUUGUUGCCGCGGGAGCCGCAACAAUCAUUGGCAGUGCUGGGGCAGCCGCGUUGGGCUCAGUGGCUGGCAUAGCUGUUAUGACCUCACUGUUCGGUGCUGCCGGAGCUGGCCUGACAGGAUACAAGAUGAAGAAGCGAGUCGGGGCCAUUGAGGAGUUCAUGUUCCUGCCUCUGACAGAAGGCAGGCAGCUGCACAUCACCAUUGCCAUCACUGGCUGGCUCGGGUCCGGCAGAUACCGCACAUUCAGCGCCCCAUGGACGGCCCUAGCCCGAAGCCAGGAGCAGUACUGUCUGGCCUGGGAAGCUAAGUACCUGAUGGAGCUGGGCAAUGCCCUGGAGACCAUCCUCAGUGGCCUCGCUAACAUGGUGGCCCAGGAGGCUCUCAAGUACACCGUGCUCUCUGGUAUUGUGGCUGCCCUGACCUGGCCGGCUUCCCUCCUCAGUGUUGCCAACGUCAUCGACAACCCCUGGGGGGUGUGUCUUCACCGGUCCGCAGAGGUUGGCAAGCACCUGGCACACAUCCUCCUCUCGAGGCAGCAGGGCCGGAGACCUGUCACCUUGAUUGGGUUCAGCCUGGGAGCCAGAGUCAUCUACUUCUGUCUGCAAGAGAUGGCUCAGGAGCAAGCUAACUGACUUAUGACUGAGACAUAUGAAGACAGCCAUGAAGCAUGCUGUGAGCUCCUCCUACAGAAGAAAACAACCAAGGCCUUUGGAGGAGAGGGUCGUGAGCCGCCUUAGCCUAAAGGACACCAUAGUGCACAGGAUGCAUGGGCCGACUGAUUGAACCACUGUCCAAGCCUCCCAGUGACCCUGCCACACCAAGAUGCUCCACUCCAGCCUGCCUAGCAGUUCACAUGGAUUGUGUGGAUACCCACCCCACCCCCGCUGCCCUCUCAAAACCCAGACAGGAAGCACACCUGCCAAGUGAGCAGGAUAUGAGCAAUGCCAGAAUUACCCGAGAUAAACAGCGCCCCCCUCCCCCGCCGCAAUAGUGGACUGUCUCACCAGCCAAGGACAUCAUCAAUUUGCUUUGGAAAUGAUGCCAGCUGGUGGCAGGGGUAAAGGUGAUGAUGUCUGCUGCCAAGCAGGGCCUCCAUUGGAGCACUCACUGAGAGACCCUGGGCCCCAGAUCAUAAUGAACCGUUCCUUCAUUUUUUUCUAUGUAUUGGCUCUGAAAAGAUUUUUAAAAUUGGACAGUUGGAGAGGGAGUUCAAUUCAGACUGACUCAUACUAGCUGGCUCUGCCAGGAAAAAAGCCCUAUGAACCAAGAAAUCAAUUCCUGCUUCAGCUUAUUUAUGCAUUUAUUCUCCUCUUCAUUCUAGAGGGACUUGAAGGGAAUUAAUUAAGGGCACUACAUAUUGUCUGUGCCCGGUGGCUCUGUCCAUGCGGUCCACACUGAGCCAGCAUGCCUCGGGGCAUAUUUGCUAAGCAAUUAAAAAGUCUGCUUCUGCUGGACCCUGGGGUCCCUCACUUCUGUCCGCCCCAGCUGGCUCCCCAUCCCUUCCCCAUCUACAGACACAUUUCAUCACCCUUCCAAGUGUCUUUGAGAUGCAGGACAACAGGGGAGAAUCAGAGGAACAAAGGAGCACUGGAUGUAAAGUUCAGAGACCUGAAUUCAAGUCCAGACCCUGCUGAUUUCUGUCUGGGUGACCUUGGGCAAGUCACUUCAACGCUCCAAACCUUAGGUUGAUUAGUAAAAUGAUACCACUGCCUGUGGUAGUUAUUCUGGGUUUUAACAGUUGCCGCUUGCUGGCUGUGGACUAUGUGACAGGCCAUGUGUGAAGGGCUUUGCCUGUUUUCUCUCACUGAGUACAACCAACGUCACUGAGAGGUAGGCACUACUAUCCCCAUCUUGACUCUGGUGAAGUGAAGGUCAGAAAAUACAUCAAUGCGCCUAGCAGAGCUAGGGUGUGACUUGGUGAUAAAGUGCCUGCCUAGCAUGCACAAGACCCCAAGUUCAGUCCCCAAUACCACAAAGAGAAGGCUGGGGCAGUAUGGGAGAUAAAGUCAUCAGGAAGUUUCCAUGCAAGAGAGUAGAGCCUGGAUCCAGCAGAAAUGCUCAUAGCCAAGCCUGCAUCCAAACCCGUUGGUGCUCUUCCCAGCUGAGCAAGCAAAUUCCACAUGUUCAGUCUCCUGAGAAAAGGGCCCAGUGAUGCUUGCUUCACAGAACUAGUCAUACGCUUAAGUGGGAAUACAUCUCUAAAGCAGUGAGGUACGUGGCUGGCCAGGAAGCAGUAGCCAUGCAGGA